Colletotrichum phormii is the source of this 1189-nucleotide messenger RNA. RefSeq lists its product as uncharacterized. NCBI's taxonomy places the organism in Eukaryota, Fungi, Ascomycota, Sordariomycetes, Glomerellales, Glomerellaceae. The record is from RefSeq and is a predicted model, not a curated record. The transcript has a single exon. The coding region runs from base 6 to 788 and encodes 260 amino acids.
AGCUCAUGUUCUCUCGACGGCAGCUUGUGUUUAAUAACGAUACCGUCAAUUGGCAGUGUCAUUGCGCGUCCUGGCAUGAGAAUCAGAGGUAUAUCACGACAGGGCCUUGUAGUAGCGUUGGGGAAGAUGAAAAAUACGACAACAGCAACAACAAUCAUAACGUCACCACCAAUGACCAUAGUAACGACAACAGCAACGACAACAAAGUCCCUAAUCUAUCAUCAAGUACACAUCUACUGCCUGGCGUCUCCCCAUGGCCUGACUUGCACCGCUAUGCUAGGCUCCUGGCGCUCUAUAACAAGCAAGUCUUGACGUUCGAUCACGAUGUCCACGAUGCCUUUGUCGGGGUCCUAUCAGCAUUUGGUCAAUCAUUCCACGGCGGCUUCAUCUGCGGUCUGCCUCGCAUGUUCUUCGAUGCCGCACUGCUGUGGCAGCCUUACGAGCCCUUGGUCCGUCGCGCCAGCGAUUUACCAUCAGCCCUCCCGAGUUGGUCAUGGGAGGGGUGGCAGGGAAAUCUCCAAUCUGAGAGCUGGCGCAGUGGCUACCGCUAUCUGCGCGGUUUGGGGAGCUUUUGGCGGCCUGAUUUUUGGCAGACUCGGCGGACGGUCGUGUGGUCGUACUCGUUAGCCGUGAAUGGAGAACGAGUCCCGGUGGGAGACGACGCCGCUGAGUUCUCAGAUGAUCGAACAUCAGAAGGCUGGUGCGAGAAGUUUUGCGAAAGAGCCCAGAAGCCAUACUUCACCCACCCGCAGACGGCCGCAGAGGAUGUGCAAAUCACGCUUGGGUGAUAUGUGAGAACAGAGACGCAUUUGGCGUAACAUCAUAGCCAACUGAAUACGACGGAACAAGUACCCGCUGAUAUAGGCCUGGAAAGGUCGCGGGUUGGUGCAGAAGUGCAGAUGCAGAUGUAGCUGAACUUGGUUGGUUGAGGCUGGCAUGGUUGGUUGGCGCAGUCCAAUGACCUCCUCACACCCGGGCGCUUAACCAAUUACCACGUCGUAGAGUUGUGAUAACAGGACGUAGGUCGCAGGCAAGGACAUGCAGCUUGAAGUGGAGCUGCCUGUCUAUGAUUAUUGUGAUUGAGAUUUGGCGUACGUCCGCACGAGAAACCUACCCCGAUUCAUGCCCCAUCUACCCUGUCAGAGCCCUCCCGGAUAGGGGCUAGUUAGAGGUAGUAAGGAGUCCAAGC